AUGACAAUAAUUAAAUAGGAUAAUGGAUUCCCAUCUGAAGAAGUUGAAAAAUGUGUUCAAGAUUCUGUUGAGCAGGUACUAGCAAAUGCAUAGUGGGAUGAAAAGAUGGUUCCUUAAUGGAUUAACGAUAUCUGUGAGAAGGCAAUGAAACAACUCACAGAGCUUAACCGUCCAUAUAAAUUUAUGAUAUCAUGUAUGCUAAUGUAAAAGACGCAAUAAUCAGGAGCUUAGACUGUACUAUCUUGCUCUUGGGAGAACAAUACAGAUGGUAAAAUUGUGAAAUUUGUUUAUGAAUUGAAUAUAGGUUAUUAUUAAAUGGUGUACCCUCCAUAAAGAGCAAAGGACAGUGCACAAAAGACCAUUUAAUGUAUAGCUACUGUGUUUUGUGUUAGAUUUUGA
Molecule: messenger RNA, 399 nt
Organism: Stylonychia lemnae
Lineage: Eukaryota; Ciliophora; Spirotrichea; Sporadotrichida; Oxytrichidae
Source: the annotation of a GenBank genome assembly